Molecule: messenger RNA, 4269 nt
Organism: Striga asiatica
Lineage: Eukaryota; Viridiplantae; Streptophyta; Magnoliopsida; Lamiales; Orobanchaceae
Source: the annotation of a GenBank genome assembly
GGAAAACAUAGAUUUGCCCUUCCUAUAAAGCUACUCCACGUUCCUGAAACUGGCGGGAAUUCAACACACAACCUCCCAAAACCCUCCCCCAUUAACAAUGAGCACCACUGGCAGCACCAGGAAACGCGCGGCGCCGCCGCCUAAUCCGGCGGCAACUCCAUCUCCUCAGCUGAAGCAUCAUGCGACGACGGAAGAAGAGGAUUUAGACGAGGACAUAUUCCUCGAGGAAACCCUCCUGCAGUACGAGGAGGAGGAUGCCCAGCGCAAUGCCUUCGCCGACCGUCUUAUCAAGUGGAAGCGUCCGGCACUUCCCCCCUCGUACCUAUCCCAGUCUCAGAACAUUGUCUUCCAGCAGUUGGAAAUAGAUUAUGUAAUUGGAGAUAGCCACAAAGAACUUCUGCCAAAUUCUUCAGGCCCCGCUGCAAUUAUUAGGAUUUUCGGAGUGACCAAAGAAGGACAUAGUGUUUGCUGUCUCGUACAUGGGUUUGAACCAUACUUCUACAUCAGCUGCCCUCCAGGCAUGGGUCCUGAUGAUAUCUCUCGUCUCUAUCAAGUUCUUGAGGGUAGGAUGAGAGAAGCAAAUCGAAAUAAUAAGGUACCCAAAUUUGUUCGUCGUAUUGAAUUGGUUCAGAGAAGAAGCAUUAUGUUUUAUCAACAGCAGAAGUCACAGCCGUUUCUUAAAAUUGUAGUUGCGCUGCCCACAAUGGUUACCAGCUGUCGUGGUAUCCUUGACAGAGGUAUUAAUAUUGAUGGAAGCACGAAGAGCUUUAUUACAUAUGAGAGUAAUGUUCUUUUUGCUCUCCGCUUUAUGAUUGAUUGCAACAUAGUUGGGGGCAACUGGAUUGAGGUUCCUAAUGGAAAAUAUAAGAAGACAGCACAAAGUUGCUCCUAUUGUCAGUUAGAGUUCGAUUGUCUUCAUGCUCCUGAAGGGGAAUUCUCAAAGAUGGCUCCAUUUCGCAUAUUAAGCUUUGACAUUGAGUGUGCUGGGAGAAAAGGCCAUUUUCCUGAGCCCACUCAUGAUCCUGUUAUCCAGGUAGCCAAUCUAGUAACCUUACAGGGAGAAAAUCAGCCAUUUGUUCGCAAUGUGAUGACCCUUAAGUCUUGUUCACCAAUUGUUGGCGUUGAUGUCAUGUCAUUCGACACUGAAAAGGAGGUCUUUUUAGCUUGGAGGGUAAUGUUCCUGGCACUUGAUUUUAUUCGUGAAGUGGACCCAGAUAUUAUAAUUGGCUAUAACAUCUGCAAAUUUGAUUUGCCAUACCUCAUUCAGAGAGCAGAAGUAUUGGGGAUAGCGGAAUUUCCAGUACUUGGGCGCAUGCGGAACACCAGGGUCCGAGUCAAAGAUGCAAAAUUUUCAUCAAGGCAAUUAGGAACCAGGGAAAGUAAAGAAGUUACAAUCGAAGGGAGAGUUCAGUUUGAUUUGCUACAGGCUAUGCAAAGGGAUUACAAAUUAAGUUCUUACUCCCUCAAUUCUGUUUCUGCACACUUCCUUAACGAGCAGGUUGAAUGUCUGAAAAUAUUACUGGCUUCUAGAUAUAAUAAAGAGGAUGUCCAUCAUUCGAUUAUAUCUGACCUUCAGAAUGGGAAUUCAGAGACCAGGAGGCGUCUUGCUGUAUAUUGUUUGAAGGAUGCUUACCUUCCACAACGCUUACUAGAUAAGUUAAUGUUUGUUUAUAACUAUGUGGAGAUGGCUCGUGUAACUGGUGUUCCCAUGUCAUUUCUACUUUCCAGAGGGCAGAGCAUUAAGGUGCUGUCUCAGCUUCUACGGAAAGCAAAACAAAAGAAUCUAGUCAUACCAAAUGUGAAACAGGCUGGAUCAGAACAGGGAUCCUAUGAGGGUGCAACUGUUCUUGAAGCCAGAGCAGGAUUCUAUGAUAAGCCUAUUGCAACACUUGAUUUUGCAUCUUUAUAUCCAUCAAUUAUGAUGGCAUAUAACUUAUGUUAUUGUACACUGGUAACCUCAGAAGAUGCCCGUAAACUUAAUUUGCCUCCAGAAUGUGUCAAUGAAACUCCAUCUGGCGAAAAGUUUGUCAAAUCGAAUUUACAGAAGGGGAUACUGCCAGAAAUUCUUGAAGAACUUUUGACUGCACGUAAAAGGGCUAAAGCAGAUUUGAAGGAAGCAAAAGAUCCUCUUGAGAAAGCUGUGUUAGAUGGUCGGCAACUGGCUUUAAAGAUAAGUGCAAAUUCCGUAUAUGGAUUUACUGGAGCUACCAUCGGCCAGUUACCUUGUUUGGAGAUAUCUUCAAGUGUAACCAGCUAUGGUCGACAGAUGAUUGAACACACCAAAAAACUAGUUGAAGAUAAAUUCACUGUGCUUGGGGGCUAUGAGCACAAUGCCGAGUCAAAGCAGUUUCCGUGGCUUGUUAAGGAUGUCGUGUUGCACUGCACGUUGUUUGUGCUGAAAAGGAAAGAUACCUUUUAUUUAUUUUAUCAGUUCAUGUCUAUAAACAUGUUGCAGAGGCAUAGCUUAAGUCAUAGACAGAUCACUCCCCUUCUGAUCAAUUUGCUCUGUUCCUUUGAAGUCAUAUAUGGAGAUACAGAUUCUGUGAUGGUGCAGUUUGGUGUGUCCUCAGUUGAAGCAGCCAUGGACUUGGGUAGGGAAGCUGCUGAUUAUAUCAGUGGGACCUUCAUCAAGUUAAAAUCUGAUUUCUCCAAAUUAUCUGAUCUAUUUGUGAAAAUUGUUAUCUCGGGUCCGCCGAUUAAACUAGAGUUUGAAAAAGUUUACUAUCCAUAUCUGCUAAUUAGUAAAAAGAGGUAUGCUGGUCUUUACUGGACAAAUCCAACAAAGUUUGACAAGAUGGACACCAAAGGUAUUGAAACCGUUAGAAGGGAUAAUUGCUUGUUGGUCAAAAACCUUGUGAGUGAGUGCCUCAAUAAAAUAUUGAUAGACAAAGAUAUCCCUGGGGCAGUUCAGUAUGUCAAGAAUACAAUCUCAGAUCUUCUCAUGAACCGAAUGGAUUUAUCCCUGUUGGUUAUCACCAAGGGUCUCACGAAAACAGGAGAUGACUAUGAAGUUAAAGCAGCACACGUGGAGCUCGCGGAACGAAUGCGCAAGAGAGAUGCUGCUACCGCUCCAAAUGUCGGGGAUCGAGUACCUUAUGUCAUUGUAAAAGCGGCCAAAGGGGCUAAGGCAUAUGAAAGAUCGGAGGAUCCCAUCUAUGUGUUGGAAAACAACAUUCCCAUAGACCCCAAUUACUACCUUGAAAAUCAAAUUAGCAAGCCAUUGCUGAGGAUCUUUGAACCUAUCUUGAAGAAUGCUAGUAAAGAGCUUCUUCAAGGAAGUCAUACAAGAUCUAUUUCUAUCUCUACUCCUUCAACCGGUGGCAUCAUGAAGUUUGCAAAAAAGCAACUGACUUGCAUAGGAUGCAAGGCUUUGAUUCGUGAAUCCGAUCAUACUCUAUGUGCGCACUGCAAAGGAAGAGAAGCAGAACUCUACUGCAAAUCCGUAGCUAAUGUUGCGGAAUUGGAGGAGCUUUUUGGUAGGCUAUGGACACAAUGCCAAGAGUGUCAAGGCUCGCUUCAUCAGGAUGUCCUUUGCACUAGUCGGGAUUGUCCAAUAUUUUAUCGGAGGAAAAAAGCCCAGAAAGACAUGGCUGAAGCCAAAUUACAACUAGACCGGUGGAGUUUCUGAUGUUGAAAAGCGUCUUUUUAUAUCGUGAUAAGUCAUGCUGACUAUCAUCCUGGGAUCAAUUCAAGUGCUUUCUAACUCAUUUUGUAAAUCCUGCACACCAAAUUAUUCUACUAAAUGGAAGCCGGUCAUACUCUUACUGUCAUUUGUUUGUUUAGCUGUCUUUUAUGCCAGCUUCUUAGGAAAAGUACGUUUAUUCACCAGAAAACAGCAACUCAAGGUGACUGAAAGUACAAUUUUUAGACAUUUGUAGCUGAGGCUAAGCCAAAUCAUUCAAAAAGUUUCCAAGGCUUUUGUGCUUAAGGUUUCCAUGUACUUGAUUGUGACACUGUCUUAGGUGUUGUGAUGUGCUUCAUAAUACGCUGUGGAUUGAAAGCAGUCAAGGGGUUGGUUCUGAUGGAUUUGUUAACCUGUUGAAUGUAUAUCAUUUGUAGUUUGUACCCAAGUCUGUUUUCAUAUUUCUUUUCCCGUUUAAGUAACAUGCAAACUGCGUGUAUCUUAAGGGUGUGGUUGGAUAUGGAUUUGAUUGGUUUUUUUUUUUUUAACUAUAGUUAAUUUUGAAAAAUGUGGUAUGAUUAGUUGUCAGUGAGUAUAUUAAAAUAAUAUUUUGAAUAAAAUAAUUAAAGUUGAUUUGAUGUAAAAGU